GAGGGCAGCGUGGGAGGGGUCGGCCCGGGCUCUGGUGGCCCCAGGAGUGAGGACUCGCAGACUCGGGACGGAGCUCCCUCUGCGGAGCCGCAGGGCGCACGGCGCGGGCGGGGAGCCGAGGCCUUCGGGGCGCAGCGCCGAGUGGCUGGGUCCGGAGAGACCCGGGAGGGGCCGGGCUGCAAGACAGAGUGUCCCUGCUGGCGCAGGUGGGCCUGGGAGGCCGCCUGGCCCGCCCCGGAGGACGCUGGGCCCAGCCACCCUUUUGAGAAAGGGACCUUCUGCAGCAUCCAAGGUGGUGACCGUGGACCUAGGAGGGCGCAGGUGCAGGUGGAGCUGUCGGAUUUGCAGAGCUGUGAAUCUACAAGUAGAAGCAGACAUUCUUUUUUAAAGAAGCCAUAGUGCCUACUCCUGCCUGGAGAAUUAGUACUUCUAAUAAAACCAGAUGCGACCUCUCCAGAUUGUCCCCAGCCGAUUAAUUUCCCAGCUGUGUCAUUGUCUGAGGUCUCCGGUAUCCCCUCAAAGCAAGAUUUGCCUAACAAUGGCUCGUCCAAGUUCAAAUAUGGCCCAUUUUCGGACAUGUUUUGCCAAAGCCAAGCACAUCGUCAUCAUCUCGGGGGCAGGCAUCAGUGCUGAGAGUGGGGUACCAACAUUCCGAGGAGCGGGAGGCUACUGGAGAAGGUGGCAAGCUCAGGACCUGGCCACUCCUCAGGCCUUUGCCCGCAACCCGUCGCAGGUGUGGGAGUUCUACCACUACCGCAGGGAGGUCAUGCUGACCAAGGAGCCCAACCCCGCACACCGGGCCAUCGCCGAGUGUGAGGCCCGGCUGAGCGGUCAGGGCCGUCGGGUCAUGGUCAUCACCCAGAACAUCGACGAGCUGCACCGCAGGGCUGGCACCAAGAACCUUCUAGAAAUCCAUGGUACCUUAUUUAAAACUCGAUGCACCUCUUGUGGAGCUGUGGCUGAGAAUUACAAGAGUCCAAUUUGUCCAGCUUUAUCAGGAAAAGGUGCUCCAGAACCUGAAACGGAAGAUGCCAGAAUCCCAGUUGAGAAACUUCCCCGGUGUGAAGAGGCAGGGUGUGGGGGCCUGCUGCGACCUCACGUGGUGUGGUUUGGAGAGAACCUGGAUCCUGCCGUUCUGGAGGAGGUUGACAGAGAGCUGGCACUCUGUGACUUAUGCCUGGUGGUGGGGACUUCCUCUGUGGUCUACCCAGCAGCCAUGUUCGCCCCCCAGGUGGCCUCGAGGGGCGUGCCAGUGGCCGAGUUCAACACGGAGAGCACCCCAGCCACAGACAGAUUCAGGUUUCAUUUCCAUGGACCCUGUGGAACAACUCUUCCUGAAGCCCUUGCUCCGCAUGAAACUGAAACUAUUUCCUAAGUGCCCUGGGGAAGGAAGGAAUGAUAGUAUAUCAAGAACUAGGCCAUGAAGAGGAGAAAUGAUCUUGUGGAUGGUGAGCUGAGUAUUGGAAGAUCUAAAAAUAUCCUUGUGCCUCUGGCUGGAAUCCACCCUGUUAAGUGACUGGGCUUAGAAGUAGUAAGAGCAAAUGUAUAAGCAAGAAGUCCGAGAACUGUAAUGUUAAUGCACGUUACUUGGUUUCAAUGAACUCUAAGUGUCUUAUGCUUGAUGUGUUUGUUUGCUACUGGGAGGAGAAAAUUUUGUAGUUAGACUGUCUACAAAAAAGUAAUUAUCUUGAUUGUAUUUUUGCUCGAUGGGCAAAAAUAGAAAUAGAGAAGUAAAAUCCUGGUACUUAAUUCUGAUUUUUACACAAGUUUUGGUGGAAAAUGAAAUCACUCUCUACAGUAGUUAAUUUAUCAUAUAAAAAUGUUACCCUAAAA
Marmota monax (woodchuck) is the source of this 1833-nucleotide messenger RNA. RefSeq names its product sirtuin 5 (gene Sirt5). The transcript is spliced from 10 exons. Gene Ontology annotation, molecular function: protein-succinyllysine desuccinylase activity; NAD+ binding; protein-malonyllysine demalonylase activity. NCBI's taxonomy places the organism in Eukaryota, Metazoa, Chordata, Mammalia, Rodentia, Sciuridae. The record is from RefSeq and is a predicted model, not a curated record. The coding region runs from base 443 to 1375 and encodes 310 amino acids.